ACAACAUAUGUAUGUGUGUGUGUGUGUGUGUGUGUGUGUGUGUGUGUGUGUGUGUGUGUGUGUGUGUGUUAUGUAAACCCCAAAAAUUGUAUUUUAGAAACUAAGAAGAUAUUCUCAAAAGAAAAAAAAACUCGAAAUUUGAAAAUAGCACUUAAUUAUAUUAUAAUUUUAACCUUAGACGUAGAAAAUUAUAACUUCAGAAUUUUCCUCUUAUUUUUAGAGUAUAUCUUUGGUUCUUAGAAUACAAUUUUUUCAGUGUACGUGUUUUAAUACUGCAAAAGAAUCUCUCAAAAGUUUUAAAUAUAAAGUCUUAAAACCGCUUAUAAUAUAAUAUUCUACUUCCAGAAAUUCUGCUUUAUUUUAUCAAAACGCAUUUAAUUAUCGUGUCUUGUUGAUAUAAUAAAACUAAUUUUUUCGGUACUUAAAUAAUAUUGUGUUUGUAUAAGUCAACGAAAUACACAACAUUCUCUAUGAUAACAGGUACAAUUUCAUUCUUACUUCAGUGACAUCACUUUGAAGAUUUUAAACAAUCGCUGCAAAUUAAGCUUUGCGAUUGAUGUUAACAAGCGAAUUAUAUCUCUGGAUAAAGUAAACACAAUUUACUUAUAAGUGCUCAAAAAGCAAGCUUUGUGCGAAAAGUAAACUACAUUCACGACAUUUGAUUCAGCGCAUUGUGAUUACGUACUGUUCAUGUGACUAUUGAUUAUUAUCCCUUGAAAGGGUUAACAAAAGUACUCACAGAUGGUAGCGGUUCGAUCUUACUGAGCAAGCGCAAAUUCAUAGCAGUUUGAUAUAAUCACAAAGAACGAUUCAGUUAAAAGAUAAUUUUUGCUCCGUGAACUGCAAUGAACGUCAACAAAGAUUUAAAUUACGCCUUUGCGCUGAGUCGCCAAUGUUUACGGAUAUUAGGCGUAUGGCCCGAUCCACUUGUGUCUUUGAGUGAAUUUCAGCGUCCAAACAUAAGAUUCAUAGUUGUUACGUGUAUCCUAAGCCUUUACGUAUUCGUGCCGCAAAUGACAAAUGUGAUUCUUGCAUGGGGUAAUGUGUCUCGGAUGGUGGAAUAUCUCUCUUCCGCGAAUUAUAGCUUAAUGGCACUGUGCAAGUUAUUCGGUACUUGGUACUACGGUAAAGCACUUCGAACCGUGAUGGCAUCAGUCAUAACUGACUGGACAACUUCGAAAAACCAAGAACGAACCAUAAUGUUAAAUAUAGCAAGACGUGGCAGAAUCUUAUCUUUUAGAUGUUAUGCGAGCAUGUUGUGUACAGUAUUGGUUUAUAUAUUUUUCAACAUCCUGAAAUUCAUUCGAAGUAUAUCACAAACUCAACGGAGUCUCGUGUUUCGAUUUAUCUUACCUUACAACAUUCAAAAGAGUCCAAAUUACGAAAUUACAUUUUUCAUUCAACUUUCCGGUGGUGCGUACACAGGUAUGAUCAACUCUACUGUUGACAGUUACAUCUCGAUACUUCUGUUACACAUAUGCGCGCAACUGAUAAAUCUACGAACAUCGCUCAACAAUUUGGUCGACGAAUUAGCCGAAGGAUCUAUAUCAUCUUCAAUAUUUAAAAAAGGAUUAGCUGCGAUCACUACACGUCACGAACAUCUUAUCAGGAACACAAAGACAAUCAAUGACUGUUAUAGCUCGGUAUUAUUGGUGCACAUGUUAGCCGCUACUUUUCAGUUGUGUUUUGAAAGCUUUCAAGUUUUCACGAUAAUAACAAGCAAUAUGGAUGUAUCCAUUCUCAAAUUAGCUUUUCUCUCAUUUUAUUUAGUCCUAGUAUUGACGCAUUUAUAUAUUUAUUGUUAUUCAGCUGAAAGACUUUCAACGGAGAGUACGAAUAUGGCGUAUGGCGUGUAUGAAUGCAAGUGGUAUGAUAUAUCAUCAAAAGACGCGAAGAAUUUAAUGUUCAUAGUACAUCGAUCUACAGUUCCGCUUAAAUUGACAGCUGGAAAAUUUGGAACUUUCUCAUUAGAAAUGUUUGGAACGACGAUGAAAACGUCAAUGGGAUACCUAUCUGCAUUGUUGACGUUGAUGGAUUAGAAAAAAAAAUUUUUGAAAUACUGAAUUAAAUAGGCGUACUUGUUUGUUAUCUAUAUUCUAUAUAACGUGUUAACAGCUUUAUAUGUAUAAUCUGUAACAGAUUUUCUCUAGAUUAAUGCAACCUUUGUGCAAUAA
This is a messenger RNA of Monomorium pharaonis (pharaoh ant), 2174 nucleotides long. RefSeq names its product odorant receptor 13a. The record is from RefSeq and is a predicted model, not a curated record. The transcript has 7 exons. Gene Ontology annotation, cellular component: plasma membrane. NCBI's taxonomy places the organism in Eukaryota, Metazoa, Arthropoda, Insecta, Hymenoptera, Formicidae. Gene Ontology annotation, biological process: sensory perception of smell; detection of chemical stimulus involved in sensory perception of smell. Gene Ontology annotation, molecular function: olfactory receptor activity; odorant binding. The coding region runs from base 846 to 2039 and encodes 397 amino acids.